AUGGAGCUCGUAGCCUCGCAACUGGGUAGCGCCGAGAGGGCGUUUCUCUUCUUUGGCAUAUUCCUCGUCGGAUACGCUUACGGCCUGGAAAGCCAGGUCCGCUCGACCUACCAACCUUACGCCACCUCGAGCUUCUCGCUGCACUCAUACCUCUCUACCAUCAACGUCCUCCGUAGCGUCAUAGCCGUCGCUGCACAGCCGACGGCGGCCAAGAUCGCCGAUGUGUUUGGCCGUUUCGAGAUCGUCCUGGCGUCCACGAUAUGCUACGUCCUCGGCAUGGCUAUCGAGUCCACCGCCUCUUCGGUGUACGCCUUUUGCGCCGGCGCAGUCGUAUACCAGGUUGGGUACACUUGCAUCGUCUUGCUCCUCGAGGUUUUGAUCGCCGAUUUCUCGUCCAUGCGCGCUCGCGUCUUCUUCAGCUAUAUUCCUGCGCUGCCCUUUCUCGUCAACACGUGGAUCAGUGGCAACGUCACCUCUGCCGUGCUUGCUGUCACAAGUUGGCGCUGGGGUAUCGGCAUGUGGUGCUUUAUAUACCCCGUUUGCUCGCUGCCGCUGCUAAUCACCUUGCAUUCCAUCGAUCGCCGGGUCGUGCUGCCAAAGGACCAUGCGUCAAGAGGCGUUGGCAACUACACGUGGAGCAUUCGAGCAUUCGGCAAGUCGGCGUGCCAGUUGUCGAACCAGCUGGACCUUGUUGGUCUUGUCACCAUGGUUGCCGCAUUCAGCUUUAUACUUGCGCCUUUAUCCGUCAUUGGCGGUACGACCUCGCAUUGGAGGAAUCCAUACGCUAUCAGUUCGCUGGUUGUCGGCUUCGCCCUCGUGCCGAUAUUCGUUGUCUGGGAGCAACGCAGAGCCCGGACGCCUCUCAUUCCGUUUCACUUGCUGACCGAUCGCGGUGUCUGGGCUGCUUUGGCCGUGAGAAGCAUGCUGAACUUUGCUUGGUAUGUCCAAGGCAACUAUCUGUACACGGUCCUCAUUGUAGCGUUUGACUUUUCCAUUGGAACCGCCACGCGAAUCUUGUCCUUCUUUUCAUUUUUCGGCGUCAUCAGCGGCGUCAUUGUCGGGCUGGUGGUUUACAAGCUCCGCAGGCUGAAGGCCAUCAUUGUCGCGGGAACGCUGCUGUUCACGUCGGCCUUUGUCGUGCUGCAUUCUUUCCCCGGCGGCACAACAGCUCCUUCGCAAGUAGGCGUCAUCGCUGGCCAAAUCCUCAUGGGCCUGGCCAGUGGCUUGUUCGCCUACCCAACACAGGCAUCUAUCCAAGCCUCGGCAUCCCGAGACCACGUAGCGAUCCUAACGGGACUCUACUUGUCCUUCUACAAUGUUGGCAGCGCCUUUGGCACGUGUCUGGCUGGCGCCAUCUGGAGUCAGGCACUACCCCCCGCACUGAAAGAGAACCUGUCUUUCCAAUCGAAUGAGACGCUGGCAAGGGAUAUGUACAACUCGCCGUUUUCCACAGUGGCCGGAUACCCUGUCGGAACCGAGAUUCGAAGCGCAAUUGUGGAGAGCUAUACGUCUGUUCAGAAGCUGUUGUGCUGGGCGGGUCUCGUCUUGUGCGUCCCGAUGAUUGCAUUCUCGCUGGCGCUAAGGAAUCCCAAGCUCUCUGAGCAGCAGGUUCAGGAGGAGGCACAGGAAGCGGAUGAGGUGCAUGCGCGAUAG
Messenger RNA from Ustilaginoidea virens, 1653 nucleotides. RefSeq lists its product as uncharacterized. Gene Ontology annotation, cellular component: vacuolar membrane; endosome. Gene Ontology annotation, biological process: intracellular iron ion homeostasis; transmembrane transport. The transcript has a single exon. The record is from RefSeq and is a predicted model, not a curated record. Lineage: Eukaryota; Fungi; Ascomycota; Sordariomycetes; Hypocreales; Clavicipitaceae. Gene Ontology annotation, molecular function: siderophore-iron transmembrane transporter activity. Bases 1 to 1653 code for a protein of 550 amino acids.